AUGGAGUGGCAGUACACGGGCUCUCUCACCAAGUCCGGAGGCGAGCUUCAACGUCUGGUCGACGAGGUUAUACUCGACGAUAGGUUCCAGAAGGACGACCUCGUGCGCUUCAACGUAGAGCGCGAACAGCGACGACUGGAUGAACACCAGGCCACUGGUGGCGCGUUUUCGGCCGCGGACGGCUGGCGCGAAGCAUCCGUUAUGCUUCAUCUCCCAAAGCCCGGGCUCCAGCAAGAGGACGAAGAACACGCCCCCGCGUUUGUCGUCGACAAGAUAUGGGUGCGGAGCCCACUAGAAGUUCUCAAGUCCGCCUUUCAAGACAUAUCUGUUCGCAAGUACCACUGGUUUCCGCACCGCCUAUUUCGCCGCGUCGCAACAUCGGAGAACCCCAAUGCAAGGCCAGAACACACUCUACUCCGAUUCUACGAGGAGACGUUUGGGGUACCCGCAUCUGCCGCGGUCAUUCGGCUCCUCAAGUAUACGCUCAUGGAGAAGGUCUGGCUUCUCCUGCUAGAUGCCGAGUUCAUGCACGCUUUCAAGCACGGUGUCCUGAUAGUCUGUGGCGAUGGCAUCACUCGACGAGUAUUCCCCCGGAUAUUCAUGUACCUGGCCGACUAUCCAGAGAAGUGCUUGGUCGCAUGUUUGAAAACCCUUGCACGAUGUGCCUGCCCGGACUGCACAACGGACAAAUGCGACUUCUGGAAGAUGGGCAUGAAGAGCGACAUGGCUGCUCGUAAGAAGAACGCACGCAACGACACGACCGUAUUCCACGACGCGAUCACAAGGGCCCGCCGAUGGAUAUUCGAAGACGGCACACCUCCCGAUGGGACUCACAUCAAGAAGACGAGGCUUGGCUUGUUCUCGAUGGCCCCCGUUCGUUCCGCCUUUUCUCAGUGUUUCGCGGAUUUUGGCCGGAACGUCUACAAGUUGUUUGUGCCGGAUCUUAUGCACGAAUUCGAGCUUGGUGUCUGGAAGGGUACCUUUACACACCUCAUUCGGAUCCUCAUCGCCGCUGGAGAUGAUGCAGUUCAAAAACUAGACGAACGGUUCUCCUUGACACCGACGUUCGGGCGCGCUACCAUUCGUCGAUUCACGGACAACAUAUCUGCUAUGAAGAAGCUUGCGGCUCGCGAUUUCGAGCAAAUGCUCAAGCAUUCGAGGAUUCCACCAGCACUCUGGGCCAAGCCAUGCGGGCAUUUUUGCGUAAUGUAUGCUCACUAUAUUCAACGCAGGAGCUCCCGAAGGAAACACAGUCGCGACAGCGCCGAAAGGCUCGGCGCAUUCACCAUCCUCAACACUCCCAAAUAUCACCGACUCGGCGACUACGCUCGAAGCAUUGUCGAGAUGGGAACCUCCGACAAUAUGUCGACACAGGUGGGCGAAUUCGAACAUCGACGUGUGAAACAGUUCUACAGGCGCACGAACAAGAACCGAACAUUUGGACGUCAAAUUGCCCUUGAGGUCCGUCGGGCGAAUAUCAUCGAUAAAAUUGCCCGGGCGCAGGAACAGCCUGUGAAGCCACACCACAAGCGAUGUAAACCCAAGAAAGCCCUUCCUUCUCGUGGCCGACACCUUCACCUCCGAUUCGAUGACGCGCAGCCGCUGCCGCCCACCCAAGCUGACAAACAUUACCAUGUUUCAGAUGACAAGCGCUAUCCAGUCAGACUCGAAGACUUCCUCUUCGACAACGAGGGUGAUCCGGCUUGCGAGAACUUUACAUGGGACCUGAAGACGCAUCUAUUCCUUCGGCUGCCAGGCAGUGACCAGCUGCCACCUGACUAUAUCCCCACCGUGGACGACAUCUUCUCCGUACGGAUCGAAAACGACAGACUGUAUCGACACAAAGUUCUCCGUGUCAACUAUACCACGUACGACAUGCGACGGGAUCAAGACUCCAUCAAUCCACGGACCCACCCUGACAUUAUGAUGCUCGCCCCCGAAGCCUCUCCACAUCCCUACCUCUAUGCACGUGUCAUCGGGAUAUUUCACGUCGACGCCUAUCACGCCGGAGAGAGCCUGGACGGGUCGGAUGAUACCGACACCGAGGCCAUCCAGGUCCUCUGGGUCAGGUGGUUCGAUCUCGACCCUCGCGCACCUGGUGGGUUCAAGGCCCGUCGACUGCCGCGCCUCAAGUGGGCAGCACUGGAUGACAACGCGUUCGGGUUUGUCUCACCCGACCAAGUCCUCCGUGCGGCGUACUUGAUGCCAGCGUUCGCACACGGACAGUCUGAUAGGGCGCUGCCUGGCUACAGUGUCGCACGCCGUGAAGACGAGGAAGAUAUAGAUUAUAACUAUCAUUAUGUUGGCAUCUUUGCAGACCGGGACAUGUUCAUGCGCUAUUAUGGCGGCGCGGUCGGACACCAGCUUGGUCACCCCGGCAAGCCGCAACCUGCCCCUGUAGCACCCGAGCCCAUCACGCGACUCGAUGGCGAUGGGUACGACGAUGAGGUUCACGAGGAGCCUGAGGACGAUGCCCAGGAGCAGCCACACGAGUCGGAUGGUGAGUAUGAAGGACAAGCCGGUGAGUAUUCGGAUGACGGUGAGGAGGAUGGGGAAUACAACGAUGAUGGUGAGUACACGGAGAGUGAGGACAGCGAAGAUGACACCGCGCUGGGACCUGAAGAUGGGGAGACCCCGAUGGGCCACGAUGACGAGGAGUUGGACCGCGUAGGCUUCGCCGCUAUGUAG
Molecule: messenger RNA, 2688 nt
Organism: Dichomitus squalens LYAD-421 SS1
Lineage: Eukaryota; Fungi; Basidiomycota; Agaricomycetes; Polyporales; Polyporaceae
Exons: 10
Coding region: 1-2688 (895 amino acids)
Source: RefSeq, a predicted model, not a curated record